Molecule: messenger RNA, 2098 nt
Organism: Castor canadensis (American beaver)
Lineage: Eukaryota; Metazoa; Chordata; Mammalia; Rodentia; Castoridae
Gene: Tmem115
Product: transmembrane protein 115
Biological process (GO): retrograde vesicle-mediated transport, Golgi to endoplasmic reticulum
Cellular component (GO): membrane; Golgi apparatus
Source: RefSeq, a predicted model, not a curated record
GUUUGUCGGCCCCUGAGAAGGGAGGAGGUAUGGUGGAAGCCAAGAGUGAGUCCUAAGCGGAGCUGACCGGGCUUGACUCAGGCUCGGAACGAGGCGCCAGUCUCAAGAGGACCCAAGGGUCACGGAGCGAAUGGAGGAGGCCGCGUCUUGAGGUCAGCGCUAGUCCGGCUAGCCUGACUCAGGGCCUACAGAGUGAUCAGGCAGGCGUGCCGAAGCCGCCCAGGGCCUUUGCUCAGGUCCCUAACGAGGGGCCUAAGCUCCAGCCUGGCGACAAGGCCCAGCUCCGCCCCUGAGGAUCACAGCUCUACCCGAUCGGAACCGGAGUCUUCGCCAGGGCCAUAGACCAGUGACUAGGCCAGGCCCGGGCCUCCCGUCGGGGCCGGACUGGUACGAGGCCCCGGGGAGGCCCCAGCCCACCGUCCUCACCUCUCAGGCCGACACUCGCCGGAAAGAUGCAACGCGCCCUGCCUGGCGCCCGCCAGCACCUGGGGGCCGUCCUGGCCAGCGCCAGUGUGGUAGUGAAGGCGCUGUGCGCGGCGGUACUGUUUCUCUAUCUGCUCUCCUUCGCCGUGGACACGGGCUGCCUGGCGGUCACCCCAGGCUACCUCUUUCCACCUAACUUCUGGAUCUGGACCCUAGCCACCCAUGGACUGAUGGAGCAGCACGUGUGGGACGUGGCUAUCAGCCUGGCCACAGUGGUGGUGGCGGGGCGUUUGCUGGAGCCCCUCUGGGGAGCCUUAGAGCUGCUCGUCUUCUUCUCAGUGGUGAAUGUGUCUGUGGGGCUGCUGGGGGCCUUCGCCUACCUCCUCACCUACAUGGCUUCCUUCAACUUGGUCUACCUGUUCACCAUCCGUAUCCAUGGCGCACUGGGCUUCCUAGGUGGUGUCCUGGUGGCACUCAAGCAAACUAUGGGGGAUUGUGUAGUUCUGCGAGUGCCCCAGGUGCGCGUCAGCGUUGUCCCCAUGCUGUUGCUGGCGUUGCUGCUACUGCUGCGGCUGGCCACCCUGCUCCAGAGCCCAGCACUGGCUUCCUACGGCUUCGGGCUGCUCUCCAGUUGGGUGUACCUUCGCUUCUACCAACGCCAUAGCAGGGGCCGAGGGGACAUGGCUGAUCAUUUUGCUUUUGCCACGUUCUUCCCCGAGAUCCUGCAGCCCGUGGUGGGGCUGAUGGCGAACUUGGUGCAUGGCCUUCUGGUGAAGGUAAAGAUAUGCCAGAAGACAGUGAAGCGCUAUGAUGUGGGAGCCCCAUCCUCCAUUACUAUCAGCCUCCCCGGCACAGACCCUCAAGACGCUGAGCGGAGAAGGCAACUGGCCCUGAAGGCUCUCAAUGAGCGGCUGAAGAGAGUGGAGGACCAGUCUGUCUGGCCUAGCAUGGAUGAUGAUGAAGAGGAUGCAGGGGCCAAGGUGGACAGCCCCCUGCCCUCAGAAAAAGUUUCCACACCCCAAGGGAAGGGGACUGUCCCAGAAUCCAGUCUCAUCACCUUUGAGGCAGCUCCCCCAAAGCUGUAACUCCAGACUACCUUGAGUAUAGCACCUCUUCUCCCAACCUCCCUUGAUGCCUCUCAGCUACUCCAGAGCACUGAAUGCUCUGAGGAGAGGGAAGAUGGCCUGCUGGGGGCUUCCACAGCCCCCUGCUGUUUCUCGCCAACACUACCCAGGACCCUUGCAACCUGGUUCCUAUUCCAGACAACCACUUACCAGGCAUGGGUUCUCUGAGGCAUCAGCCAGUCUAGGCCACCAUCUGAGGCAAGAUUUAUACCUCAGCAGACAGCCCCAGACAAGUGGCUGCAGGAACACUGGGCGAAGCUCUUGGGCUGGUCCUCAAUCUGAAGCUGAUUGCCAAGAGCCCUGAACCAAGGCAAGGAUUUUCAUUUGCCAAAAACGUUCUGGGGGACAGCCAAUGCAGGAGUCAGUACAUGGCUGCACAUCCCUGCUCACCCCCUGAGACUGUUCACAUCAGGAUUUCUUGUUUCCCUCUGCUGUGGCAGUGACUGCUCCAGGCCAGAACCACAGCUCCCAGGUAUUUUCUACAGGACCACUUGAGUGGGCAGCCACGCCCAGCCUCUCCGUCUCAAUAAAGCAGUUCUUUGAGGUAUGAC